Molecule: messenger RNA, 3771 nt
Organism: Paracoccidioides brasiliensis Pb18
Exons: 7
Coding region: 1-3771 (1256 amino acids)
Biological process (GO): tRNA 3'-terminal CCA addition
Molecular function (GO): ATP:3'-cytidine-cytidine-tRNA adenylyltransferase activity; RNA binding
Source: RefSeq, a predicted model, not a curated record
AUGACCCUUCGUUUCUCAUCGCCAACCUUGCACUGCACCCAGCUCACCUCCCAUCGCCUGGCGUCGACUCGUACAGCCCCCGUAUUCACCACAGCUCCAUGUACGCGAUCGUUUAUAGCUUGGAGAGGAACCGAAUCUAAACAUUUCUACAAGGGCUUGCUCGCUUACCCACAGCUAUUGAGGGGGCCUAUGUCAUCCAACAAACCGGAGAGCCCAACACCCCAUGAAAGACGUGGCAAACGGCGACGGAUUUCGCGACGGAUUUCAAAGGCUUUUGGGAAACAAAUCUCACAGAAAGCCGUGGCUAAAGAGACGAACAUGAACCAUCCAACCCUCCCCCAAAUUGUGCUCACGCCCAUCGAACAAACUCUGCGACUGUGUCUACUUGAUGCAGCCGAGUUCAUCCAGCAACGUAAUAAAAGAGAACCAGACACAACACCAACAGCUACAGAGCCCCUGGUUUUGCGAUUCGCUGGAGGAUGGGUGCGAGACAAGCUUCUCGGUGUUGAAAGCCACGACAUCGACGUAGCGAUAAACUCCAUGACGGGGGAGAAAUUUGGGGAGGGCCUCAAAGAAUACCUCUCGAUUCCUGGAAAUCUCAGAAAAUACAAGAUAUUUCACCCUUCCAACCCUUCUGUUGUUGAUUUCAUUAAGCUUCAUAAAAUCGAGAAGAAUCCCGAAAGAUCAAAACACCUUGAGACAGCCACGACGAGAAUGUUCGGAUUGGAUAUUGACUUUGUCAACCUGCGGAAGGAAACAUAUACAGACGAGAGUCGAAAUCCCCAGGUCGAAGUUGGGACACCAGAAGAGGAUUCACUUCGACGGGAUGCUACAGUGAAUGCUUUAUUCUAUAAUAUUCAUACAGAGUUGAUUGAAGACUUUACUGGACAGGGAUUGCAAGACAUGAAGAAUAAAAUCAUACGCACACCAAUGGAACCAUUUCAGACUUUUAAAGACGAUCCACUCCGAGUCCUGCGAUUGAUUCGAUUUGCAAGCAGGCUGGGCUACACCAUUGAUUGUGACACGGAAGAAGCUAUGAAAAUAGAUGCUAUCAAAUCAGCUCUAAAAGCCAAGAUUAGUCAGGAAAGAAUCGGUGUCGAGAUUGAGAAAACCUUGCGAGGUCCUGACCCCUUGACAGCCUUGCAACGGAUCAAUCGAUUAGGCUUGUAUGAUACUAUACUUGCCAACCAUCAGGAUAACGUUGGGGUUGAUACAUCGUCCUGGGAACGGGGUUAUGAUGUGCUAAGCCUCCUAUUGAGUAAUUCCGCCGAAAAUGGUACCGGAUUUGAAAAGUCACGUCAAUAUGUCCGAGAUAUACUGAUCCGUAAUGAGAACGAGCGGUACUUUUCAUGGCUUCUAGCUGCACUUGCGCCGUGGACCACAGUUCCAGACCCGAUACCAUCGAAGCCCACGGAGCCUAUGCCCCGUGCAACAACUGUUGCUAAAGACAGUUUGCGCGCCGACAAUAAGGCUGCCAAUAUCAUUACCGCGGCAUCCAAGUAUCACAAGAUGAUAUCUCAUAUGAAAUCGUCCUUCCUCAAGGACGAAAUAGCCGAUACCCCCCCAGAGGUUCGUGCCAAAGUUGGACAAUUUAUUCGAACCAUAGGCCGAGACUGGAGAUUAUGCUUUGUCCUUGCGAUAGUCCGCGAAGCUAUGCAGGGACAAGAACCGCACCAAUUAUUUCAAAGUUACGAGAAAUUUCUCCUGUACAUUGAGAAUGACAAUCUUCUCGACGCAUUCUCACUACGUCCACUUAUCAACGGCCAUGAUAUCGUCAGUGCACUGGGCGUGAAAACGGGGCCGUGGAUGGGUACUGCUCUGGAGAUGUUGAUUGAAUGGCAGCUCCGCAACCCAGAAGAAACAAGCAAGGAGGCCGCAAUUAGUGAACUCCUUCGAAGGAAAGGGGAAGCUGCGGUGCGUGCAAGGUGGAAAUCGGUCGAUGACACCGUUGGCUAUCAUCUGAACCCGUCUGAAAUACAACCAGAUAUAAGCCUUGGAGAAUUAUGGUCUGAAAUAAGCGCAGACGAAUCUUCUGCCUCCAAUACAGAUGAAAAGAAAUGCGAAGAUUUACUUAUUGUGGAGGCUGCUUUGAGAGCUAUCAUCGAGAGGCCCGGCCAGUUACAGAAGAAAGACCAAGAGGCGGCAAGAUUCUUCAUUUUCUGGGCUGCCAAUGCUAUUCUUCCAAAUGAAGACUUCACCGGUGCAUGGGAGGAGGCUCAGCUUUCAGACACUGCAAAACUGCCAACGCUGGCAAGGUACAAGGUUGCUCGACUGAGGUCAACUGUUGGAGUCUCCGUUCUACAACUUCUCCAUUCGAUAAGUCCUAUCAAUGAACUUGAAAUCGACGAUUCAGUCGAUGUUAUCACGUCCUUGGCUGCCUUCACCUGCAGGAAGGAUCCGUGGACAACAGAGACCGCAUUUAACGUGGCCUCUGUUAUCCUUGAAGGUUACGAGUCGCUUUUACGCUCACAGAACAGAGCAGAGCUGGCCGCUAUCCUUGAAGAGGUGCUUAGAAAAAAAGUGAAGCCUCUAUUUUCCAAAACAAAAACUCCUGCAGUUACAGCGGCCGGGAGGAAGAAUGUGCAUCCUAUCCCCCAGCCGAGAUUUGAUCCAAGUAUUUUCGAUCCGAAGUCUAAGCCAUGGAAGUUUAAGGACCUCUAUGUUAUCACGGUGCUCUCUUGGGUGAUUGGGAGGUAUUCGCCCUCAGACAAGGCCACAUUGGAAUCCCAAUUUCCUCUCCUCGUUCCCGCAAUCCUCUCUCUAAUAGACGACGAGACGCUCGCCUUCAAGGCAAAGGGCUCCGAGCUUCUCCUUAGAUUUCUAGCUCCUCUUGAGGAAUCGAAAUCCGACUUACUCCGGCGCACGAACCUGGAUUCAGUGUUUCAAGACGCUCUUACUCCCUGCCUUCUUUCCCUGCCCACUCUCACCCCCGAAUCUGAAUCCAUCCACCUGCUCCAAUAUGCCUAUCCAGCAUGCCUUGAGGUAAUUCGCACCCGAUUUCCUUCAUCCCAAUCCCAAUAUUCAUACCCUAAAACAACCCAGACCAGCCUCAAAGAAGACCCCGAAUCCCAACAGCGUCUGGAAUCCCUUACCCGCCUCCUCCGACAGAGUAUCCUCCAAUCUUACCACCACACUAGCAACCCCGCCCCCUUAGAAAAUACAUCAAUAUCAUCAUAUCCACACCCACGCCUCUCCGCGCUGCUGCUUUCCCAGCUCUCGCUCGUCUCCUCAGAGCUAGGCAUCCACACUACCAAGCAUCUACAGGAUCUCGUUCCCGUGCUCUCAGCUACCUUGUCAAAUCCAUUUGGUACGGCAUACCCUCCUCUUCUUUUGGCAGCUACGGAAGCAACUAAAAUGCUAGUGUUGAAUGCUUGGCCAAGGAUUUGGAGAUGGAGAGCUGAACUGCUGGCCGGGCUGUGUGCGUGUUGGUUGCAUGUGUGUGAUGACUUGGCAGAUAUGGAUAUGGACGCUGGUGGUGCUGUUGCCAGCAUUACACCCAGGAGAGGUAAUGAUGCUGGUGAUGGACGGAGAGGGGAUUUGAUUGGGCUACAGGGUGCCCUUAAGGAGGUUGUUGGGGUUUUAAGGAUCACGAUUACAGAAUGUGCAGACUUGGUUUUCGAGAAGGUAGCGGGAGAUCAUGAAGCAAGAGGAGCUGGAGACGAGGGUAUGAAUGGAGGAGCUAUUGAUGUUGACGGUGAGUUUAGGGAGUUGGUUGGAGGAGAUGGGAAAUUGCAUGGAUUAUUGAUUGGGAAUGAGAAUUUUGAUUCCUAG